This is a messenger RNA of Dibothriocephalus latus, 298 nucleotides long. The record is from the annotation of a GenBank genome assembly. Lineage: Eukaryota; Metazoa; Platyhelminthes; Cestoda; Diphyllobothriidea; Diphyllobothriidae.
AUGGAAGGGCAGCCUGUACAAACUGGUAUGGCUCGAUCUCGCAGUAUACAUAACUUGUUUCUACAUAAUCAACCUCAGUUACCGGUUCAUACUAACGCCGCCUCAGAAACAAAUCUUCGAGAGCAUUGUACAGUACUGCGAUAGCAUGAAGGGCAACAUACCAGUCUCCUUCCUACUGGGUUUCUUCGUGUCUGGCGUCAUUGGACGCUGGUAUCAAAUGUACAUGUACAUUCCGUGGAUGAACAACAUUGCCUACUCAACCAUGGUAAGUUCAAAAACAGACUCUAAAUAUAAUUAG